CUUCUGCAAUGAGAGUGGUUCUAACAGAGUCAUGCACCUGAGCAUCGGUGGAUUCGCACGUGUAUAUCCAUCCAGGUCUUGUGCUGGCUAUCGCUCUCGUUCAUUUACAACUUCGCAUUCAAAACGUUCUGCUAGCAAUCAUGCUGAUCAUGUUCGGUCGCUAAAUGAAAGCACGAAUGCGCUAGUCAGCUUCCCAACAGAAAUUCACAAUCCUAAUCCUCAUGGACCUUUGAACAGUCUUACGGUCACUGUCAAGGAUAAUAUAUGCACAAUAAACUUACCAACAACAUGCUCGUCAGGCAUGCUUCGCCACUUCACUCCACCUUUUGACGCGACGGCGGUGAAGCUUCUGAAGGCGGCGGGUGCGAAUAUUAUUGGGAAGGCUAACUGCGAUGAAUUUGGGAUGGGGUCUCUGAACGUGAACAGCAUCCAUGGCCCAGUGGUAAAUCCAUAUCAGUCCCCAAGUGAGAAAUCCACGCCUUGGGCUGAGCGUGAAAGAAAAUCGGCGGGCGGAAGCUCAGGUGGAAGCGCUGCAGCUGUUGCAGCUGGUAUGUGUGACGCUGCACUAGGUACAGAUACAGGUGGCUCUGUUCGUCUUCCCGCAUCAUACUGUGGUAUUACGGGCUUGAAACCCUCGUAUGGCCUCGUUAGCAGAUGGGGUGUGGUUUCUUUUGCUGAUAGCCUUGACUGCGUCGGUGUGCUUGGAAAGUCCGUCGACACAGUGAAGACCGUAUUUGACUCAAUUUCAUUAUAUGAUCCAAAGGAUCCCACCGCAGCGACACCUCAUAUAAGAGAGAGGGCAAAAGCUGCAGCAGAAACACUGUUAUCUACUCUGGAUCAGGACACGUCUGACCCUGACCUCUCGGCGCUUCGGAUUGGGAUACCACAAGAAUAUUUCCCUUCUGAACUUAACACUACCAUCGUGACCGUGGUUCGCAAGGUUCUAGAGCGACUAUCGUACCUUGGUGCUCAAUUGAUCCCCGUCACCCUUCCUUCGACGCCGUAUGCAUUGAGUGCAUACUACGUCAUAGCAAGCGCGGAAGCGUCAAGCAAUCUAGCGCGUUAUGACGGAGUUCAAUAUGGUACUCGUUCCCCUCUGCUCCCUGGCGCAGAUAAAUCCAAACCCGGCAGUGUGUAUGCACAUACGCGCUCAGCGCAUUUUGGAGCGGAGGUGCAGAAACGCAUCCUCCUUGGCACUUACGCACUCACAGCUGACGCAUUCGACAAUUACUUUCUUCAAGCCCAACGCGUCCGGCAGCGAAUCAAGACCGACUUUAAUUCUGUUUUUCGCGUCCCCGAUGCACAACUAUCCAAUCCCUCGCCAAACCCUGAUGGUGUGGACAUUAUCUUACAUCCUUCUGCGAUUGGUACCGCACCUCGACUAGACUCAGCUGCGGCCUCUGGUCUAGGUCCAUAUUUGCAGGACGUUAUGACUGUUCCCGCUUCCUUGGCUGGCUUGCCAGCGUUGAGUGUCCCUGCCGGGUUAGCCGCCAAUGGUUGGCCUGUUGGUGUCAGCGUCGUUGGACAGUGGGGUUCUGACGAACUAGUAUUACGCAUUGGGAAGGUGAUCGAACAGACAGGAGACGAAGAUGAUGAUUCUUAUAAUCAUCUUUGGCCGGUGACUGAUAUGCUUUGUGGGCUCCAUAUCCCGUAGAUGAUCGUGAUUUGGCUUGUCGAAUCAGACGCAUUUCCGCCCUCAAUUAGCACAAACGCGCCUACUGCUCCUUGGACACAUGACUGACGUUCAAACGCACGAGGGGAGCA
Molecule: messenger RNA, 1764 nt
Organism: Suillus clintonianus
Lineage: Eukaryota; Fungi; Basidiomycota; Agaricomycetes; Boletales; Suillaceae
Product: amidase signature domain-containing protein
Exons: 9
Coding region: 32-1654 (540 amino acids)
Biological process (GO): glutaminyl-tRNAGln biosynthesis via transamidation; mitochondrial translation
Cellular component (GO): mitochondrion; glutamyl-tRNA(Gln) amidotransferase complex
Molecular function (GO): glutaminyl-tRNA synthase (glutamine-hydrolyzing) activity
Source: RefSeq, a predicted model, not a curated record